AUGAAGGUAGAGAUCGUCGAGUGGCACGCGUUCUCCACAUGGCACUGGGACAUCCCAGGAACUGGCUACGAGGACGAGUUGUGUGGCAUUUGCCGGGUGUCUUUUGACGGAACCUGCCCCAACUGCAAGUACCCUGGCGACGGGUGUCCCAUAGUGCUCGGCUUAGGAUGCUCCCACAACUUCCACCUCCACUGUAUUAUGAAGUGGCUCGAGCAGGACACUUCCAAAGGCUUGUGUCCCAUGUGUCGACAGAUCUUCCUCUUCAAGGAAGGCACUUUUGGUGCAGAAGACGGCAAAAAGCUCCAACGACUCGUUGAUGGCCACAAGGCUACACGGGAGAGAGGUCCUAACGAAAGUGACCAGGAGUUCGAGGCAUUCGACGGCCAGCAGGUGGAGUAA
Suhomyces tanzawaensis NRRL Y-17324 is the source of this 399-nucleotide messenger RNA. Its product is annotated as anaphase promoting complex subunit 11. NCBI's taxonomy places the organism in Eukaryota, Fungi, Ascomycota, Pichiomycetes, Serinales, Debaryomycetaceae. Gene Ontology annotation, molecular function: ubiquitin protein ligase activity; zinc ion binding; cullin family protein binding. The transcript has a single exon. The coding region runs from base 1 to 399 and encodes 132 amino acids. The record is from RefSeq and is a predicted model, not a curated record. Gene Ontology annotation, biological process: positive regulation of mitotic metaphase/anaphase transition; anaphase-promoting complex-dependent catabolic process; protein ubiquitination. Gene Ontology annotation, cellular component: nucleus; anaphase-promoting complex.